GAGAAGCGAUGAGGGGAGGGAGGAGAGGAGCCGAAGGAGGCAGAUCGCGGCGCUAGCUCCCUGACAGAGUCCUGACUCUUUCUCUCUGUUUCUCCAGCUGCUCUCGCUUUCAGGGAGAAAGAUAGGAUCAGCGUGACGGAAAGCCUUUGACGGAUGACAGGAGAGGAUUUCUUUCUCUCCGCUGCGACCUCGGCACAGAUUGAGGAAGGAGCCGACCACCGCAUUGCCAUUCACUAAUGAAGAUGCUGGGGGCUGGGAGUUAAAGCCCUCCACCAGAGGGAAGCUGGUUCACAGCUGGGGCUGGGCCCCUGCCUCAGGUGGGGGUGAAGAGCCCUCACGGCCCCCCGCGGAUCUGGACCAUGGGUGAUGGAGGUGUCGGUGCAACUGGAGGAGAUGGGGCCAACCAGUCUCAUGUUCUGUUCGACAACUUUGUCCAGGCGACGACGUGUAAAGGCACCCUGAAGGCCUUCCAGGAGCUGUGUGAGCGCCUGGAGGUGAAGCCCAGUGAGCACAGGAUCUUCUAUCACAAGCUCAAGUCCAAACUUAACUACUGGAAGGCAAAGGCUCUCUGGGUGAAGUUAGACAAGAGGGCCUGCCAGAAGGAGUACAAGAAGGGACGUGCCUGUGCCAACACAAAGUGUCUGAUCAUCGGUGCGGGGCCAUGUGGUUUACGGACAGCCAUCGAGCUGGCUUUCCUGGGGGCCAGAGUGGUGCUCCUGGAGAAGAGGGAUGCCUUCUCCAGAAACAACGUGCUGCACCUUUGGCCCUUCACCAUCCACGACCUCAGGGGCCUUGGGGCCAAGAAGUUCUAUGGGAAGUUCUGCGCUGGUGCUAUCGAUCAUAUCAGUAUUCGUCAGCUUCAGCUAAUGCUGCUCAAAAUGGCCCUCCUGCUGGGGAUCGAGAUCCAUGUCAACGUAGAGUUCAAGGGACUUAUCGAGCCGCCUGAUGACCAGGAGAGUGAGAGGAUAGGCUGGAGGGCUGAGGUCCACCCCAGGACACACCCUGUCAGUGAGUUGGAGUUCGAUGUCAUCAUUGGAGCAGAUGGAAGGAGGAACACACUACCAGGAUUUCGACGGAAGGAGUUCCGGGGGAAGCUCGCCAUCGCCAUCACCGCCAACUUCAUCAACAGGAACACAACGGCGGAGGCGAAGGUGGAGGAGAUCAGCGGCGUGGCCUUCAUCUUCAACCAGAAGUUCUUUCAAGAUCUCAGGGAGGCAACAGGUAUUGACCUGGAAAACAUUGUGUAUUACAAGGAUGACACACAUUACUUUGUGAUGACUGCCAAAAAACAGAGCCUGCUGGAGAAAGGAGUUAUUGUGCAUGACUAUGCAGACACUGAGCUGCUCCUGUCCAGGGCUAACGUAGACCAGGCUGCCUUGCUGUCCUAUGCGCGUGAAGCUGCAGAUUUCUCCACCAACCACCAGCUGCCCACCCUGGACUUCGCCAUCAACCACUACGGCCAGCCCGAUGUCGCCAUGUUUGACUUCACAUGCAUGUACGCCUCGGAGAACGCCGCCAUGGUCCGCCAGCGCAACGGCCACAAGCUGCUGGUGGCGCUAGUGGGCGACAGCCUUUUGGAGCCGUUCUGGCCCAUGGGCACCGGCAUUGCGCGCGGUUUCCUGGCAGCCAUGGACUCCGGCUGGAUGGUGAAGAGCUGGGCGCAGGGAAAAACUCCUCUGGAGGUUCUGGCCGAGAGGGAGAGCAUAUACCGGCUUCUGCCUCAGACAACACCGGAAAAUGUCAGUAAGAACUUCAGUCAGUACAGCGUGGAUCCGACCACACGCUACCCCAACAUCAGCCUGAACUUCCUCAGGCCCAGUCAGGUGCGACACCUCAUUGACACGGGAGAAGGAAGGGAAAUCCGAAUUGAAAUUGAGAAUGUCAUCAACUCGUCGACGCCGAAGUUAGCCCGGAAUGACAAUUACCUGCUUGACAAACAGUUUCAAGAAUCCAUUGCUCGAUCCAGUAAGCUGCUGAACUGGUGCCAGAGGCAGACGGAAGGAUACAGGAACGUCAGCGUGACGGACCUCACCAUGUCGUGGAAGAGCGGCUUGGCGCUGUGCGCCCUCAUUCACCGAUACAGACCCGAUCUCAUAGACUUUGACUGUCUGGAUGAGGAGAACCAUGAGAGGAACAAUCAGCUGGCGUUCGACGUGGCAGAGAAGGAGUUUGGCAUUUCGCCAUGCAUGACCGGCAAGGAGAUGUCCUCAGUGGUGGAGCCAGACAAGCUCUCCAUGGUCAUGUACCUCAGCCAGUUUUAUGAGAUGUUUAGAGACACAGUGCCACCUGGAGAUAACCACAACUUGAGUCCAGAGGAGAAAGCUGCGCUGAUUUCCAGCACAAAGUCUCCCAUCUCCUUCCUCAGCAAGCUGGGUCAGAGCAUCGCUAUUUCCAGGAAGAGAAACCCCAAGGAUAAAAAGGAAAAGGAUGUGGACGGUUUGGGCAAAAGGAGGAAAACCAGUCAGUCUGAAGAUGAGGACGUUUCCAGGUCCUGUCGGGAAGAACGGCAGUCUGUCCCUGCUGUCCUGUCAGAGAGAAAAAUGGACUGUGCUGCUGCAGGAAACCACAACAAAGUGAAGGUGAUGGCCACCCAGCUGCUGGCCAAGUUCGAAGAGAACGCCCCGGCUCAGCCUUCAGGCCUCAAACGACAGGGGGACUCUCUGCCCAACCUGGACCACCUUUUGCCCCUUUGCCCUCCACCAAACCCUGUGAACGAGCCAGUGCGCCUGGCUCCUGUCCCUGCAUGGAGAAAGAGACGCACCCAACAGCAGGAGAAGCUGAGCAUUCGCUACAAAGAAAUGGUCAAAUGUCAGACGCUACCCAGCCUAGGGGAUCAGGCCAGAAGCGCUGCAGAUCAAACGUCCAGCUCGGGCUCUCGGAGCUGCCCAAAGAAAACCAUUCUGCUUCCUUCCUCCUCCUCCACUUCCUCGCUCUCUCUUCACUCAGAGAAUUUUCCCCCAGAGGAAGAGGAGCUUGAAUACUAUGAAAGGCCUCUGACACACAGGGAAGGGAAGCAGUCACUCACAGUUGACCUCGCUCCCAUUCACAUCCCUGGUAUUCAGGAGCGGGCCGACCGCCUCAUCUCCAAGCAUAAGGGCAAAGCUGAUAAACCACCAAAGCCUAAGAAAAAGCCGUCCCGUUUCGUUUUAGAGCAGUGGUUCUUGACCCGAGGCCUGAGUCAGAGCCCAGUGUCACCUCUGUCCUCCUCUGAAGCUUCCAGAAAGGAGUCAGUGAGGCCUCUGGACUCUGAGCAGAUGCCCAUAUAUGUGCUUAGUAUUCAGGAAAGAGCCGAACAACUUGAAUUUCAGUUGGAAGGCAAGGGAGUCGGGCCGCAGCCAAAGAAAAAACCCUCUCGUUUUUUUAUGGAGCGAUGGCACCUGGCCCGCGCCCAGAGCCCCCCCGACACCCCCCCGUCCGCCUGCUCCAGACAGCACUUGGUGAGGAUGUACACAGGGGGAGUUAGCACCCUGGCUGAGCAGCUAGCCGGCCAGCUUCAGUCUCAGGAAGAGUCCAAACCCACACAUGUACCAGAAAGGAGGGAUUUGGGUUCUUUCAGGAAAGAGUUCCCCGUCAACAUUGGCGGCAGCGACGUCUGCUUCUUCUGCCGGAAGAGAGUCUACGUCAUGGAGAGGCUGAGCGCGGAGGGGAAGUUCUUCCACCGCAGCUGCUUCAAAUGCGACUACUGCGGGACAACGCUGCGACUUUCCUCCUACGCAUUUGAUGUGGAGGACGGGAAAUUUUACUGCAAGCCUCACUACUGUUAUCGACUGUCUGGUUACGCCCAGAGGAAGAGGCCGGCUCCUUCUCCUUCUCCCGCUCCGGUCUCAGCUAAGGAAAACCAGAUGCCCCUAACUCCGAUUCAGACCGUGGACGGCCCCAGCAGGGCGGCGGCGGCGGCUCCCUCGGCUGAGAUCCCGCCCUCAGCACCGGAGGUCAACGGCGUGCAGGAGCCCAGCAUGGCUAAACGUCUCCGUGGAACCCCGGAGAGGAUCGAGCUGGAGAACUACCGCCUGUCCUUGCAGCGGGAGGAGGAGCUGGAGGAGGUGCCGGAGGAGACGCUGGCCGAGCACAACCUGAGCAGCGUGCUGGACAAAGCCACCGACGUCGACUUGGGCUCCAGUAGCUCUGAGUCUGACAUGGAGGAAGAGGAUGAGCAGGAGGAAGAGGCAGAGGUAGAGGAAGAGGCGGAGGUGGAGGAGCAACCGACCAGCCCGUCGGACCUCGGCGGCGUUCCCUGGAAGGAAGCCGUGGAGCUCCACGCCAAACUGCGAGGCGGUGAGCUGGAGGACGAAGCUCUGGCUGAUGCUGCCAGCAGGGAUGGAGACGUGGAGGAAGACGAGGAAGAAGAAGAAGAGGAGGAGGAAGAUGAGGAAGAAUCCAGUGAUGAGGGGGAUUACUGCCCCUGGGACAGAGAGCUGCAGUCAGGUCUGUGGCUGGAGAAGCACCUCACUGAUGAAGAGGAUGUUGGUAAAUUCAAAGCCAGGAACAUACAGAUCCAGCAGCUCCUCCAGCCGGUGGAUCCCAGCGUCAUUCCGAGUUUGGCGAGAGCGCGGCGGGAUUCUGACCAGGACGGCCCGGUGGGUUCUGAGCCCACUCUGCCCCCCUCCACAGCCCCCGCCCACACAUCCACCCGACACGAGGCAGUGAGGGUCUGGUUGGAGUCGUUGUCUGGAGAACCGUGUGAGGAUGAAGAGCUGGAAGCUGAAGCAGACAGUCCGGACAUGGAGCCCGGCACGGAGCUGGACCAAGAUGACAUUCCUUCGGAUGCAGAAGCUGAGGCUCGGCUGCACCAGUCAGAGCAAGACGAAGCUCCUCCAGAGGAAAACAAGGACACAGAAAGUCUGGGGAAAGACUCCAGUAUUGACCCAGCCAGCACCAGCUCACUGCUGAAGGACGACAUCGUUCUUUCCCCCCUCAAACCGCCGGCUGAGCCUGUCAGCCCAGUGAAAUCUCCCGGCAUCCGUUUCUUCCCGGUUCCCUUCUUACCGGAGGAAGAGAAGACAGCUGUGUCCCCGGCUGUCAGGAACCCGCUCAGCCCUUCAUCCGUUUCAUUUUCCGCUCCCAUCCGGUCUCCCGCUCCUACCGUCACCCUCCCCUCUGUCUCCCCUGCCUCUUCCCCUCCUGUCUCACCCGUCGCCUCUCCUCUGAAGCCAUCUGGCCAGUCGCCUGUCAGCUCGCCUGUCAAGUCGCCGCUCAGCUCCCCGAUUCGCUCCCAGCCGAUUUCACUCCCAGAAACACGCACGCCUAAAUCCCCGGUCUUCCCCCACCGCUCCAUCUGCCCUCUGACAGGAAACCCCCUUUCCCCGAUCUGCGCCCAGCCUUUGCCCUGCCAGGAAGCCUCCUCACCUCUGACCUCUGACUCCCCCGUCAGGACACAGCCCGUCAGCUCAACGCCCGAGCCGCUCAGGUCCGCCGACUCCUCCAUUGAGGAAAACGCCUCGAAAAAGUCAGACAUCAUCGAGGAGUUCUGGCUGAAGAGUGCAGAGAUCCGGAAGAGCCUCGGCCUCUCUCCUUUAGACCGAAGCAGUAAAAUCCUGGAGAAGACCCCGAUACCGGACCCGACCCCUGUGAAGACGCCGUCCACCAGGGAGCCAAAGCCGGCGUUUACCGGCCGCACCGUCAUACGCAGACUCAACAUCACCCUGGAGGGGCAAGUCAUCACGCCGAUCGCUCCCGCUCCGGCCAAGAGUGACACAAACCUAACGGCGAACGGUGACAGCUGCAACACGUCGGACUCCACCAUGCUCACCCCGCCCUCCAGUCCACCGCCACCCGUCCCCGCCAACCAGUCUCCGGCUGUGCUCAGGCAGAAGAGACACCAGGCGUCUUGGAGCAACGGCACAGAAAAGCUUCCAGCCGACGCUCCGGUUCCUGCGCCCAGGACGCAGCUGAGUCCCACCCCCGCACCCAGGAAACUGCCGUCCCCUGAGGCAGCGCCACAGACCGCCCCGGUUGUGAUAAUGAGGGAGAAGAAGAAGCAGCCUCGGCCGGCUGAGGUCAGGAAAUCGUUUGUGGAGACGGUUGAGGAGAUUCCUUUUGCCGACGACGUGGAGGAGACGUACGAUGAGCGCACGGCAGAAACGAGCCAGAAGAAGAGUCAGGCGCCGCCCGCCAUCAAGCCGCCGCUGCACCUGGCGUUAGCCAUGGAGAACGGUAAGCCGAACAUCCCAGUAAUCCCAGUCUCCAAAUCCCAGAGGGCCACUCGGUUUUCCCCAGAGGCCAAGGAGAUCGCUGAAGAGAGAAUCAGAGCAAGAGAGAAAUCUGUGAAGAGCCAAGCUCUCAAAGACGCCAUGGCCAAGCAGCUGAACAAAAUGAAAGAGUCCGACCCGAACAGCAGCGUCUCCCCUAAGAUGGCCUGGAGCGCCACUCCGGAUUCAGCUGGAAAGACCAAAAAGUCACCCGGAUCUCCCAAAACGUCGGCCGUGAAGGCGCUGGAGUCAAAGAAAGAGUCUGUUCCUGAGCGUUUCUUCAGCAGCAACAAGAGUCUGGACAGCUCAGUGGCGUCGUCAGAGGGAUCAUCAACGGGCAAGAGCAAGAAGCGGAGCUCCCUCUUCUCACCCCGCAAGAACAAGAAGGAGAAGAAAGCCAAAAACGACGGCAGCAGGCACUCUGGCGCCGAGGAGACGCCUCCCAAACACAAGUCGCUGUGGAAGGCCGUGUUCUCUGGCUACAAAAAGGACAAGAAGAAGAAGGACAACAAGUCGUGUCCGAGCACGCCGUCGUCCAGCUCCACCACCCAGGACUCGGGAAAGAAGAGGAUGUCGCCUCUGGGGAAAUCCUCAGACUUAAAGACUCGGAGGAACCUGAGCUUUUCUGAGGACUCGGACCUGUCCUGUGAUGAUGUUCUGGAGAGGUCGUCCCAGAAAUCAAAGGCAGAUCGGCACAUGGACAUCUUUGACCUAGUGUCAGGCAUGCAGAAGGAGGCAAUAAAGGAGGAGAGUCUGGAAAAGGAGAGGAGGAGGGAGAUAAAGAGGAAAAAGAGGGCAAAAGAGGGGCAGAAAGAAAGGGAGCCUGAAAAGGAGGUUGGCCAAGAAAAGGAGAAAGACAAUGAGGAGUCUGUUUAUGUUCCUCACGCACUGGCGUUCAAGAGAUCGUACGCCACAAAGAAAACCUACACAGAGGAGGAGCUGAAUGCCAAGCUCACACGCAGAGUCCAGAAAGCCGCCCGGCGGCAAGCGAAGCAGGAGGAGCUCAAAAGGCUGCAUCGCGCUCAGAUCAUCCAGAGGCAGCUGGAGCAGGUGGAGGAGAAGCAGCGGCAGCUGGAGGAGCGGGGUGUAGCCGUGGAGAAAGCACUGAGGGGAGAAGCAGGCUUGUAUAAAGGUACUUGUACAUUACCCAAACAGCACAAAAGAAGAUCAGACUAUUGGGGAGAUUCUAAUUACAGUGAAAUCCUGGACUUGCAUCUGGGCGUUGAGCCCUUUGUGGGGAUGCCUCGUCGGAGACCACUCUCCCUCUGCCCUUGCUGUUCCUCUGAAGCUCAGCUCCAUCCUGGAGACCACAGCCAUGCCGUUUAUUUGUGUAUGGGCAAGAAGGACGACCCGAAGCUGAUGCAGGAGUGGUUCAAGCUGGUGCAGGAGAAGAACGCCCUGGUCCGCUAUGAGUCGGAACUCAUGAUAUUUGCCAGAGAGCUAGAGCUGGAGGACCGGCAGAGUCGGCUGCAGCAGGAGCUCCGGGAGCGGAUGGCUGUGGAAGACCAUCUGAAAACCGAGAAGGAGCUGGCUCAGGAAAAGCAGAUCCUGAAUGAAAUGCUGGAGGUGGUGGAGCAGCGCGACGCCCUGGUGGCCCUGCUGGAGGAGCAGAGACUUCGGGAAAGGGAGGAGGACAAGGACCUGGAGGCAGUCAUGCUCUCUAAGGGAUUCAACCUGAACUGGGCCUGAAAGCUGACACACAAACAAGAAAAACACAGGGUUUGUCUCGUCAAGCAGCAGCACAAACUCCACUCAAGUUGUCUGAAGAUAGACACGAGCAAACGAUCCGGAACUGUCACACCUACAGCACUGAAUGUGUAGAUAUGUUUCCAACACAACAAACACGCCGCUGCUGCCUCCGACACUGACGCAGCGUUCCCAGAUCCCCGCCUGAAGGCGGUCCAACUUAAUCACUCUGCAGUUGGGUUCCUCUCCCUCUGUGUGGGAGGAGAGCCGAGUUCAUAUUCACUAGUUUAUCAUCGCAGCCUUGAAGAGGAUCCUUUCAGGCCCCGGGGCCCACAGGGAGGAUGUGUGGAGACUUUAUAAAGGGAAGAAUCAGUUCAGUCCUGCUGAUGUGAAGAAAUUGUAAAGUUUUUGUGUAUAAAUGUGUUGAACAACAUUUUCUGCAGAGGUGUGUUGAAACAUUCAGCUGCCUUUCUCUCCAGUGACAGAGUGUUUAUCCUAAUGAACCACACAGCCCUGAACGGCCAUGUUUUUGUCCUCCUCUACUGUGUUUAGUGAGUCAACACUAAGAAUUCAUUAACUCUGGCCACCUUUUUUAGUUCUUUUUUAUAUUUCUAUGUUUGCUUUUAAAAGAUGAACACUUUUUUCCGUUGCAUUCACAGGAGAGUGCCCAGGAUCUCAUUAUCUUCUGCAUAAGCCCCCUGCACUCCUAAGCCAUUGUGUGUCAGUAAUGCGGCUGCAGGCUCAUGCAGCAGAGCAACUUGACGUGUCUUUAAUCAUUUCUCAGACUCGAUAACGCCCGGCCUCUCCGGGAGAAGCGCCGUUUUACGGUAAAUCACACUGACAGUUAAAAGUUUACAGAAACGCGUUUGAUUAUCGGGUGGCUAUUGAUGGCGCUGCGGGAGGCGGGACGCGUUCGGCUGGUGGAGGGAGCAGAGUUAUCGGUGUGAUCUCGUUAUACCAGCAGAGGUCUGGAGUUCCUGUCACUCACUCUGUGCCACAGGAAGUUCUCGGUUACACUACAGACGAAUCGAGGCUCAUGCUGAAUAUUUGAACAAGAUGCCUUUUGAAGUUUUGUUUUCCACACUACUUACUCCACUACUCCAGUUUUUUGUUUUUAAGGUAGGACUAAGUUUUUAAAUCUAUUCUGCUUCAUGCAAAUCAGUUAGAAAGUAUCCAAAACUGUUAAAAGUGCAGCAGAGGGUACGGUUGAAAACCACGACGUGAUCAGUGGAUACAGUUACACAACUUUAAAGGCUGUUGUUUUUCGAUGGCGUGUGAAACGUUUGACGUGAUUGUACUGAUAUUUAUUAACGUGUGAAAACUGUACCAUAUGUAAAGAAAAUCCUAAUUUGUAAAACUGUUCUGCUGACACAUGGACUGCAAUGUAAAUGCUUCAUCAUGUAGCUAGAAUGCAUAGAUGUAUGCAAUAAAACAAUGCAGUUGUUCUUUUA
Molecule: messenger RNA, 9325 nt
Organism: Xiphophorus couchianus (Monterrey platyfish)
Lineage: Eukaryota; Metazoa; Chordata; Actinopteri; Cyprinodontiformes; Poeciliidae
Gene: mical3a
Product: microtubule associated monooxygenase, calponin and LIM domain containing 3a
Exons: 50
Coding region: 360-7877 (2505 amino acids)
Molecular function (GO): protein binding; FAD binding
Source: RefSeq, a predicted model, not a curated record